Molecule: messenger RNA, 1749 nt
Organism: Arxiozyma heterogenica
Lineage: Eukaryota; Fungi; Ascomycota; Saccharomycetes; Saccharomycetales; Saccharomycetaceae
Exons: 1
Coding region: 1-1749 (582 amino acids)
Cellular component (GO): nucleus
Molecular function (GO): NAD+ binding; histone H4K16 deacetylase activity, NAD-dependent
Source: RefSeq, a predicted model, not a curated record
AUGUCCACUGACGUUGAACCUUCAAAUACAGUGAAGAGAUCUUUUGACAAUAAAGAAAUUGUAAAAUGCGAGGAAAGCCUACAAAAUCAAAAUAACGCUACAAAUAAAAGAGCGAAGCUAGAAGAAACCUAUGAAGAAAAACAAGUAAAGGAAAGUAACUACAUUAAUCCAACAAGCAAAGGUAUAGAUAAACAAGAAGAUGAUGUAGAAGAAACUAAAUCCAUUCAAAUACCAUAUAGUGGAAUAAGGAGUAAAGAAAAUGAAAUACUAAAACCAAGAACACCAAGGGAACCUAUACGUAUAGGUAGGAAUAAUAGAGAUAAUAAAUAUGUUUUUCCAAUGAUUAAAAAAGAAGAUACACAGAAUGCUAGAAUGUUUUUAAAAUAUUAUGGUUUAAGAAAAUUUUUGGAUACAUAUCUACCUGAAGAAUUAAAUUCCUUAUAUGUGUAUUUUCUAAUAAGACUUUUAGGAUUUGAAUUAAAGGAUAGAGAUGUAAUAAAUGCUGUUCACGCAUAUAUUUCUCCGGUAACUCUAAAUUCUAAUAAUAGUAAUAAUAUCAGUGAUAAUGACAAAACCAAUAGCCUUGAAGAAAGUGAUUUAAUAUAUGAAGAAUUUGAAGAUCCUCUAGAAAAGAAACAUGCCGUUAGAUUAAUAAAGGAUUUACAAAAGGCAAUUAAUAAAGUUUUAUCUACUCGUCUAAGAUUAUCUAAUUUUUACACACUAGAACAUUUUAUUGAUAAAUUACAAAAGGCUAACAAAAUUCUGGUUCUUACAGGUGCUGGUGUAUCAACCUCUCUGGGUAUUCCUGAUUUUAGAUCUUCAGAAGGUUUCUAUUCUAAAAUUAAAUAUUUAGGCCUAGAUGAUCCACAAGAUGUAUUCAAUAUGGAUAUUUUUUUGCAGGAUCCUUCAGUAUUCUAUAAUAUUGCACAUAUGGUGUUACCUCCAGAAAACAUUUAUUCUCCAUUGCAUAGUUUUAUUAAAAUGUUACAGGAUAAAGGGAAAUUAUUAAGAAACUAUACGCAGAAUAUUGAUAACUUAGAAUCAUACGCAGGAAUCAAAGCAGAAAAGUUGGUGCAAUGUCAUGGUUCCUUUGCUACUGCAUCAUGCAUUACUUGUCAUUGGCAACUACCAGGUGAAAAAAUUUUUGAUCAUAUCAGGAAAUUAGAGUUACCACUUUGUCCGUAUUGUUAUCAAAAAAGAAGAGAAUAUUUCCCAUUGGAAUUGGACGAUAAUAAUGACGGUAAUAAAGAAUAUUAUACUCAGCCUAAAAAUAAUAAAAUUUCUAAAAAUCCAAUUGCUGGUACAGUAUUGAAAUCAUAUGGUGUUUUAAAACCUGAUAUUACUUUUUUUGGUGAAGCCUUACCAUCUAAAUUUCAUAAAACUAUUCGUGAAGAUGUAUUGAAAUGUGAUUUACUAAUAUGUAUUGGGACCAGUUUGAAAGUUGCACCUGUCUCUGAAAUUGUCAAUAUGAUUCCUGCACAUGUCCCUCAAGUGUUAAUUAAUAAAGACCCUGUAAAACAUGCAGAAUUUGAUUUAAAUCUGCUUGGAUUCUGUGAUGAUAUUGCCGCAUUGAUUGCACAAAAAUCUAAUUGGGAUAUACCACAUAGCAGUUGGUCAGAUUUGAAAAACAAAAGAAUAGAAUAUAUAGAGAAAGAUAAGGGAUUUUAUGAUGUCUUUGUGGCAAAAGAAAGACUAGGUAGUAAAAUAUAUAAAAAGGAAACUGAAGAACCUAUAUUAUCUUCGAAUUAA